AUAACUUCAGUGGCUGGCCACUCCUCUGUCAGACCAUGGAUUGCAUUCAACAGACUACGGACGCUUGGGGCUUUGAGAGCAACUGCCAACUGAAGUUUGUCAACUUCGAGGCUCAUGAGAACCAUAUUUCCCAUGAGACAGAGGGCCUCAGCAAAAAGCACCUGGUGGUGCGCCGAGGGAAACCUUUCAAACUCACUCUGCUGUUUCGCAGCCAGAUGUGGAAUCCUCGCAGCGAGAACCUGGUCCUGGAGGUUUGCCUAGGUAAUCGGUCAGAGAGGAUCCCAGUCCAGUUCUCUAAGGAGGAGUACCAACCCCACAGCUGGUCAGCCAAAGUUUACCCAGGCGGCUUGCACCUGAAGUCGGCCGAGGUCCACGUCUGCUCCCCUGUUCAGUCCUCCGUGGCUCUGCAUCGCCUCCUCUUGCACCUCGAGACCCGACAGACUAGAAGGAGCUACUCGGUUGGCGAUUUUGUGCUGCUCUGCAACCCUUGGCUGAAAGAUGAUCCAGUUUACAUGCCAAUGGAUGUCCAAAUACAAGAGUAUGUCAAGAGCGAUUAUGGGGUGCUGUACAUGGGCACCCCUCGAAGCAUUGCCCAGCGGCCCUGGUCGUUUGGUCAGUAUGAGCCUGGGGUACUUGAGGCGUGUCUGACGCUCCUGGAGGUCACCCCUCAGCACUUUAAGGACAAAGACAAAGACUUCAUCCGCCGAACGGACCCCGUCUACCUCAGCAGAGUGAUAUGUGCCAUGGUGAACAGCAACGAUGACCUGGGUGUUUUGGAGGGGAAGUGGCAGGGCGGCUACAAAGACGGGGUCAAUCCCACGGAGUGGAGCGGCAGCGCCGACAUCCUGCGCCAGUGGGUCUCAUCCAACUGCGAACCUGUGCGCUAUGGCCAGUGCUGGGUCUUUGCAGCCGUCCUCUGCACAGUGAUGCGAGUGUUGGGGAUUCCCUCCCGGGUGGUCACAGUGUUCAACGCAGCCCACGACGGCGACGCCAACCUGACAAUUGAAGAAUUUUACUCGAGCUCGGGGGAAAAGCUCAACCUGUCCAAGGACAGCAUUUGGAACUUCCACGUGUGGGUGGAGUGCUGGAUGGCGAGAGGGGACCUCGGUGCGGAGUUCGGCGGCUGGCAGGUGGUGGACCCGACCCCCCAGGAGAGGAGUGCAGGGGUCUUCUGCUGUGGCCCUUGCCCGGUGGCCGCCGUUCGGGAGCGCUGCUACGAGGCGCGCUACGACACGCCGUUCGUCUACGCCUCCGUCGACGCAGACGUCGUGCGGGUGAUCGUGCGCGAGGGCAGGGUGGUGGGCAGGAAGGUGGACACGGAGUCAGUGGGACAGCUGAUCUACACCAAGAGCCUCCAUUCAGACGCGCCGGACAAUCUGACCGGGACGUACAAGGGCAGGAAGACGAUGCAACAAAGAGUCACCAUGACGCUGUACAGUAGCGCAGCAAGGUGUUCCCUCCGAUCCCCGCCAACGGGCCUAUCCUGCCAGUUAUCUCCGCAGGAAACGGCACCCGCGUUGGAGGUGUCCCUGAGCAUAGAUGGGGUGCCGUCAGUGGGUGAGAACAUCUCCAUGCGUGUGACUGUCACAAACCGGUCAGCCAGCCCGAGGCUUCUGAUGGAGCACCUCAACGCUCAGCUGAAGGCCUUCAAUAGCAACCCGGAGAGGAGCUUCUGGAAAGCCCACAAAGAAGUGAGCGUACAGCCGGGUGAAGUUCUGACGCUUCACCACAUCAUCCCUCCGGCCGAGUACGAGGCGUUCCUGGCAGGCGAGGACAUUGUGAACGUGGCGGUGGUGAUCAAGGACAAGAGGACGGAAGAGAGAGUCCUGGCUUUCCAGGAGUUCAACAUCAGCUCACCACAGAUCAGCGUAGAGAUUGAAGGAGGGGACAGCAUCCAGGUGAAUAAGAAGUACACGGCCCGGGUGUCCUUCGUCAACCCUUUUACCAAAGUCCUGAGUGGAGCUGUGCUCACUGUGGAGGGAUCCGGCUUGUUACAAGGCAAAUGCCAAGAAAGACUGCUUCUCAUGCAGCCAGAGGAGAAGAUAGAGAAGGCGGUGACCAUCGUGGCCUCACUGGCCGGCACUAAACUGCUCAUGGCCACAUUCUCACAGAGCAGCAGCUCCAGAGUCGUUUCCAGGAGCUUCCACAAAGUCUCCGUCACUGCUGCAUGAGUCCGUCCUCACAAAAAAGCACAGAGUACGCUUGUUUUACUCUCUGGAACCAGAUAUAUUGCCUUGUCUCCUCUAAGUAUGAGAUAAAGUUGGAUUAAUUUGAUUAUUUUAAGUUGUAUGUUUUGAUUUUAUUCACUAUGCACACAGUGUCUUCAGUAUUUGUUUUCUGAAUACAUUGUAGGGGCCUCGUUUUGAUUAUAAUGUUGCACUGUAUCAUGAAAUGAAAUUGCUAAAUGUGGGUUUUUCCCUUUUCAGUGAUGCAUUUGUACCACUAGGUGGCAGCAUUGGCGUUUCAAUUUAAAAAUUCUAUCAAACUGUUGAAACCCCCUAAAUUAUUCUGUUUGUAUACUUCAGUGUUGGUUUCAGUGGUUGUUUGUCCCUAACUGGCUCCUAUGAGCAUGUGAUGUGUCUUCUUUUGUCCAUAUUAAAUCAUUCAUUAUUCUUGUGACAUCUUGUAUAUCUGAAACAGAAAUAAAUCUCAUUUAAAAAUUUUAGUGAGUUAAAUUAAUCUGUAAACUCGUUGAUGAAACAUGAUAUUUGGGGAAAUCCCAGCAUGCACUGUGAGUUGAA
Messenger RNA from Pungitius pungitius (ninespine stickleback), 2741 nucleotides. RefSeq names its product protein-glutamine gamma-glutamyltransferase 5-like. Gene Ontology annotation, biological process: peptide cross-linking. Lineage: Eukaryota; Metazoa; Chordata; Actinopteri; Perciformes; Gasterosteidae. Gene Ontology annotation, molecular function: protein-glutamine gamma-glutamyltransferase activity. The record is from RefSeq and is a predicted model, not a curated record. The transcript is spliced from 15 exons. Bases 36 to 2171 code for a protein of 711 amino acids.